AUGAUCGAUCACGUGUUAGCCGCUGACCUGGUUAUCGUCCUGUCUUCCACUUCGAAGACAAAACGGGACGGGGCGGCCUUCGGGAACGUCUUCACUGACCACAUGCUGACUAUAGAGUGGAGUGAAAGUGAGGGCUGGCAGGCUCCUCUCAUCAAGCCCUUUGGGAAUCUGUCACUCCACCCGGCUGCUUGUCACUACACUAUGGCGUACAGGCAGGAAGAACUCAGACUAGUAAACUACGGAUGUUCUUUGUCCGCCCAGUAUGAAGCAAAGGAUCAUGGGUGCCAGCAGGUGCUGUGGCUGUACGGGGAGGACCACCAGAUCACAGAGGCAGGCACCAUGAACAUCUUCCUGCACUGGAUCAAUGAGGAUGGAGAGGAGGAACUUGCAACUCCACCUCUGGAUGGCAUCAUACCCCCAGGGGUAAUCAGACCUAGCGUCCUGGAACUGACCAGGAAAUGGUUUAAGGUGACAGAGGGCUACCUGACCAUGAGCCAGCUGCGCUCCGGUCUGAAGCAGCAGCGGGUCAAAGAGGUAUUUGGCUCCGGUACUGCCUGCAUGAUCCGUCCAAUUGGACGCAUUGUUUCCAAGGGCGAGAACUUGCAGAUCUCCUGUCAGGAUAAAACCCCAACGUUGGCUUCACGGAUAACAAAGGACCUCCCAGAUGUACAGUAUGGACCCACGCCCGGCGACUGGACCCUCCCGGUGGAGCGGUGA
Messenger RNA from Pungitius pungitius (ninespine stickleback), 717 nucleotides. It is a transcript of the gene bcat1, whose product is annotated as branched chain amino-acid transaminase 1, cytosolic. Gene Ontology annotation, cellular component: mitochondrion. NCBI's taxonomy places the organism in Eukaryota, Metazoa, Chordata, Actinopteri, Perciformes, Gasterosteidae. Gene Ontology annotation, molecular function: branched-chain-amino-acid:2-oxoglutarate transaminase activity. Gene Ontology annotation, biological process: L-leucine biosynthetic process; L-valine biosynthetic process. The record is from RefSeq and is a predicted model, not a curated record.